UCAUGGGAUUUCAAAUUCCUCCCUCCCCCAACCAAGAUCAAUUUUACAAAGAAAAACUUCCUAAUUCCAUUCCAUUCCAUGAAACGAACGCUACCUGAAGGUAUUAUUCUUCUUAAAAUGACAAUUACUUUUCGGUUGACACGGGUCAACCUGAUUUGAUUACAGGGAGAGCUAAGACAGAUUCUAUAUAUAUGCAUGCAUAUGUGUUAAAUGAGCUGUACGUUGAUCUCAAACAAAUACUAUCUAUAUACAAUAAUAGUUUUAUUUAGAAGGUUUCCUCAAUUAAUUACAUUGAAUAAAUACCACAGAAUAGGACAUAUAGCAAAACCCUUGUUUGUUUUGUGUUGUGUUGUUACUUAUUUGUUUAAUUAAUAAAGGAAUCUUUUGUCGAUUUGCUUUUCCAUUUCUUAAUUAAGUCCACUGAUUACUACAUCACAUUUUGCUAAUCAUAUGCCUAAUUGAAUCCAGAGUGAAGAACAACCAUGGCCGCCAUAACUCACCCACUUCACUCUCUAACCCUCACUUUCAAGACCCCAAACCCCAGAUUCACACCCCUCCCCAAACUCACCAUCUCAGCCACUUCAACUUCAAACACACAUAUCUCGGGCCGAAAGCUAACCGCCGCCGUAAUCGGCGGUGGUCCUGCCGGAUCCUCUGCCGCAGAGGCGUUGGCAUCCGGCGGGAUAGAGACAUAUCUCUUCGAGCGCACCCCGAGUGGCGCCAAACCAUGCGGUGGCGCCAUCCCGCUCUGCAUGCUCGAAGAGUUCUCCAUCCCACAUGAUCUCAUUGAUAGGAAAGUAACCCAUAUGAAAAUAAUAUCCCCUUCUAACCUCACCGUUGACUUCGGCAAAACCUUGAAGCCCAACGAGUACAUCUCCAUGCUCCGCCGCGAAGUACUCGAUUCCUACCUCCGAUCACGUGCCGAAUCGAAAGGUGUCACGCUUGUUAAAGCACUUGUAACAAACCUUGACGUCCCAUUACAACCUAACCAACCUUACAUCGUCAACUACACCGUCAACAACACGAUGAAAUGCCUCCCCGUCGACGUGGUUGUUGGCGCCGACGGCGCCAACAGUCGCGUGGCGAAAGCGAUUGGCGCAGGGGACUACGCCUGCGCCAUUGCUUUCCAGGAGAGAAUCAAACUCCCAAACGACAAAAUGGAGUAUUACGAAAACCUCGCGGAGAUGUACGUCGGAAACGACGUCUCACCGGACUUUUACGCUUGGGUUUUCCCCAAAUGCGACCACGUGGCGGUUGGCACGUGGACCGUGUGCUCAAAGAAAUAUAUCAAACAAUAUCAACAAGGGGUCCGGUCGAGGGUCCACCCAAAGAUCGCGGGUGGGAAGGUGAUUAAAGUGGAGGCCCACCCAAUCCCAGAGCAUCCCCGACCAGUUAGGGUCCGAGGUAGGGUGGCUCUGGUCGGGGAUGCAGCGGGGUACGUGGCGAAAUGCACUGGCGAAGGGAUAUAUUUCGCGGCGAAGAGUGGGAGAAUGUGUGGUGAAGCGAUUGUGAAAGCGUCAGAGGAGGGUCACAGGAUGAUCGAUGAAAGUGAUUUGAAAAGAGAGUAUUUGAAACAAUGGGAUUCGCAGUAUAAAACGACAUUUAGAUUCUUGGAUUUGUUGCAGCAUGUGUUUUUUGGGAGCAAUGCUGCAAGAGAGGCUUUGGUGGAGCUUUGUGGAGAUGAGUAUGUACAGAGAAUGACAUUUGAAAGCUAUUUGUAUAAGAAAUUGGCUAAGGGAAAUAGUUGGGAAGAUUUUAAGAUGGUUUCGAAUACGAUUGGGAGUUUGAUAAGAUGCAAGCUUCUUGGGAAACAAAUGGAGGCAUUUGACCAAGAUGUUCUUGCUAAGGUUGUGUGACAGAUUCAUGUAUGUAUUGAUUUGUUACUUGUAGCUUAUGAUUUGCAACUUGCAAGACUGCAUAAGAUUUCAUAAUUUAUAUAUGUGCAUUUCUGUUGAAUUUUUUGAACCA
This is a messenger RNA of Helianthus annuus (common sunflower), 1968 nucleotides long. RefSeq names its product geranylgeranyl diphosphate reductase, chloroplastic. Gene Ontology annotation, cellular component: chloroplast thylakoid membrane. The record is from RefSeq and is a predicted model, not a curated record. The transcript has a single exon. Lineage: Eukaryota; Viridiplantae; Streptophyta; Magnoliopsida; Asterales; Asteraceae. Gene Ontology annotation, biological process: photosynthesis; chlorophyll biosynthetic process. Bases 483 to 1856 code for a protein of 457 amino acids. Gene Ontology annotation, molecular function: FAD binding; oxidoreductase activity, acting on the CH-CH group of donors, NAD or NADP as acceptor.